Molecule: messenger RNA, 3585 nt
Organism: Hydractinia symbiolongicarpus
Lineage: Eukaryota; Metazoa; Cnidaria; Hydrozoa; Anthoathecata; Hydractiniidae
Product: G-protein coupled receptor 161-like
Exons: 1
Coding region: 1178-2092 (304 amino acids)
Biological process (GO): G protein-coupled receptor signaling pathway
Cellular component (GO): membrane
Molecular function (GO): G protein-coupled receptor activity
Source: RefSeq, a predicted model, not a curated record
AAUUAGACUCUCCAAAAAAUUGAAGAUUGAGAAUUCGUAUCAAAAAAGGAUAAUAAACGAUCAAAUUUGCUAAAUUCAAUAAAUCGAUUUCACAAAAUAAAUCCUGUAUUGUCCACAGGUUUCAAAUCAUGUAUCGCCUGCUUAAUAUGUUACUUGUUUAACAAAGAUAUCAAAAGCCAGCUUGAUUAAAUUUAUAUACAUAUACUUAUAUAUAUAAUAUGCCUUUUGCAUCACAUGGAAUUGAUUUGUAUUUAUUUAAUAAAUUUCCUUUUCAAAUCAAAAAGGCAAAGAGGGGUUAAAGAGGCAAUGAUUAAGCAGCCCGGUGUUAAUUCAGUUUAUGGUAAAAUUGUAUUCUUGUUUCUUUAUUUUACGUACUUUCUUUUUCAGAUCAGCUGUUAUCAAACAGUGCACCAUCAGCAUUUUCAAAAAAUCUUUAACAAGAGAGUAAAUUUUGAAGCCCUAAAACCUGAAAAAAUUCAAAUGCUAAUAUGUAUUCAUUGCUGAAUUAAUUAACAAUGAACUACUUCAUUCAUACAUAACAAGAUUUGUAAUCUGUAGUUUCAAAAAUUUUCCUGAUUAGUUUUGAAAAUACCCAGUUAGAGUUUUAACUGUCAUUUAAUUGCGGGUUAGUUACAAUAAUAAUUGAGAAUUGGAAUACUCAAUGAUUUGUUUACUCCAUAAAUCUCUGUUUCUAAGAUCUACUUCAAAUUUCAGAAUCUUUCAGGCAAAAUUUUCAAGCCGCAGGGCUUCUUGUUUUAAUUAUUACGUCACAGCAAAGUCACCAAAACCAGAAUCAAAGACUAUGGUCUCGUUGAUCAAACUACACAAUUUUAAAACAAAUUACAAGCAAGUUUUGUUUCACAUUUCCCGCUGUCAAAUCAAUCCAGCUGUUAGUCAUGAUUGUGAUUUAACAAAGGUACGCCCUCGUUCGUUAAACAUCAAUAGCUAAAGGACACGCAGCUGUUUUGAAGAUCUCAAGAUCCGCCCCUAAAUAAAUCAAGAUAAAAAAAUGUAGAUUCUUAUUUUAACAAUAAAAUGGAAAUUUUAAAUAUUUAAUUGCACACAAUAUCUGCCAGUGUUUUUUUUUAUAAAUAACCCAUAAAUUCUAAAAACCUUAUAACCAAGCUUAAAGUCCCGUGGAAGACUAGAAAAUUAUUUGUAAUCUCAUGCUUGUAAAAUGAUUUGCAACGUUACUGAAGAUUCGCACAAAGAUCUUAGCGACGUUUUUGUCGGUUAUUUCACAUAUGUUAUAUGGUUUAUCUUGUUACCAAUUGUCAUUUUAAAUUCAUUAAUGAUUUUUGUAAUUCUUUCAAACAAAAAUUUACAAAAAAGACGAUCGAAUAAAUUUGCUGUGUCUUUAUUCCUGUCUCACGUUCUCAAUGGAUUCAGCGGUUUCACUGAGGCUGGCAUUGUAAUCAUAACGAAGGAUACAUCCCUGAGCAAAAUAGGAAAAAAUGAAUGGCAGUUUUACUUUUUAAUCUUAUGGGUAGUUAUUACAAGUGCUAUUUUCAUAAAUAUGCUUUUGAUCGUCGUUGACCGUUUUAUGGCUAUUCGAUAUCCUUUCUUUUAUCAAAACACAAACACAAGAACAUUAGUUUCCUACACACUCCUCAUUGGCAACACUCCAUACACUUUGGGUUGCAUUGUUUACGUGAUCAAAGGUCUUUCGCUUGGUACUUUUACAUUUGUGGUGAUAACUCCGGUUGUUCUAUGUUUUGUGGUAUAUGCGAACAGUGUUGUUUAUAUGCAAACAAGAAAACAAUUUAAAGACAUCGUGAAAUUAACAGUUUCAAAUGAUCAUACAGAAAACACAAAGGAACGACAACGAUUAGCGAAGAGACAGUUGCGCUCUUUGUGUAUUUGCUUAUUUUUAAUGUCAUCGUUCUUAAUCGCGUGGCUACCUAUGGUUGGUUUAUUGUUGUAUGGCUACGCCACUGCAGGUUUGCUUUGCAUAGGAGAAAAUCCACCAAUAUUUGUCCUUGCGUGGUGGAGCUUAAACUCCGUGGCAGAUCCAAUUAUUUAUGCAUCAUUCAACAGGGAUGUAAAGAGUAAAUUAAAACAGAUUUCAACAAACUUCAGAAAAUCGAAAUAAAAUUAUCCGGUGCAUAGGAUUUAGGUGUAUCAACCCCUAUUGCCAAUUCUUACGUUGCCAAAAUUUUUUUUUUCUUUAUAGCACCGUAACUAAGAUUUUUUAUAUUGGGUAAACUUACAGAUGUUAGCAUUCAAGGUGGCUCCACCAUACUUAGGGCAAACGAAAUUUUCUUUUUAAAUUUCAACCUUUUAAAGUGGUUAAAACUAAAACGACCUCUUUGCAAUCACUUUUGUAAGAAACCUCACACAUCGCUACAACCAUUCAGCAAAUAAUAAUCAUUUUUGAUAAACAAAAAUGUCCAUUAUUGUAGCGUUUAUUUUCAACUACUUAUCUCUUCUGCUUUAAUUUGAAAAGAGAAAAUUUUCAUUGCCAUUUCAUACAGAUAGUGCAUCGUUUGUGAUUUGCAAGACCAAGCACCUGUCGUUGAAUAAGCAAUUGAACUAAUUAAAGACGAAAGAAAGUCGUUUGAAAGAUGCUUAUCUCAUACUGUGUACGUUUGAAUUAAUACAUUGUAAGGUUUCACCUGGUUUUUAAAUGGGGAUUUUUCCUGUUGUGCAAUCCGAUGUUCCGUAUCGUGUCCUGAACAAAAACAAUUAUAUAUUAUAUAUUAUGUAGAUUUAAUUAAUAAUUGCCAGCAUGAAAUUAUACAGAACUUUGUUGACGGACUACGAUAUUCAUUUAGCCUUAAACAAUAACAAAAGUUUUUUUGACAUAUUAGAGAAUGGCUGAAAACGGUCAUUUUCACAUUAAAAAUAUUGAACAGCAUGACAUAUAUGCUAUAACAUUGUCAAAAAAAAUAUUUGUAAGAGUUCAGAAGAGUAUCUCUCUUUGUAUACUAUUUUCCCAUUCUUUUUUCUCAUUGACUCACUAAUUUUUUCUAAGUACUUGGCGCAAACCUUUCUAAUGCAUACAUUUGCAUUUUUAAAAUGUGUGGUCUACCACAAUCAAUAACGAGAUGCAGUAUACAAGGAUGUUCAGAUCGACCAUAGCAUCUUCGUUAAUGGGGUAUUUCUGCAUACGAGGUUUGUACGCAUUAGAAAAAGUUUGCGUGCAUGUUUAGUACAUGUGAAAACAAGAUUUUGCAGGCUAUCAACUUUUACCCUGUUGCCCCCGUGUUGAUUAACAUAAACCGCUGUUAUGUCCUGCUCUUUUUCGGCAAAAAAUAAACCUGCCUAUUAACUAGACAAUUUAAAAAACAUCUCGAGAUGUUUUAGCCUGCGUAUAGGCUACAUCGAACAUUUCUGUAAAUUCAGAUAAUGGCAUUGUCACUGCCAUAUAUGCAUACAAACAAGAUCACUAUUAUUUAUUUGGACUGUGUCGAAUUUGGCGCAGGUUUGGUGACUGCUGCAGCUUUUUGUUGCCAAUAUUACCUUGCGUUUGUAUAUCCAAACCCUUGUCCACACACCAUUUAAACUCAUCGAACUUUUUACCACGCAUUGUUUAGCUUCAUUUUUUCACCUCGUCCUAACUUUUAGGCCAGUUUUAUCCAAUGU